UUCCUCCUCCUCUCUUAUUUGUUGGUCAUUGAAAUUACCACACAAAAAGGGCAUAAUAAAUAAACCAAUUAAAGGACACAAUUUGUGGGUUGAGGAAACAUACCAAAUCAAACUUAUUGCUCAUGUCAAAAAAAAUCGAACUUAUUGCUAAAAUUGUUUUAUUUUUUUAGCUCACAAUUUCAAAAUAUCUUCUCCAUCUCUGUAUAAAUUUUUUCCUUUAAAAAAAUUGAAUCUUUAUUUAUUUGGGUUGUUGAUAUCACCAACCAGUAGACAAUAGACAUCACUGUUCACUAAAUUUUCCUUUUUUUGGGUUUUGGUUUAUAUGAAGUAUGAGUGUAUGAUAUGAUGAUCUCUUUAAUAGAGCUAUUCAGUUUUUGGGUUUAAUUGUUUUCCUUAUUUAUUGGUUGUUCUUCCUGUAAUUGCAACCUUGGGAGUCGUCAUCAUCAUCAUCAUUUCCUGCUUGGAUUUUUAACAUCUUUGCAUGCAUGGGAGCAGAGGUUGUCUUGGAUGUUGUACUAAGCCCCAACUAAUCAUCGCUGUGGACAAACCAUCGAAAGGACUGAAAAUACAAGGUCGAGCAGUUAAGAAAUCGAGCAUACCCGAAGAUAUUUGGAGUAGUAGCACAUAUGAAAUGGACAAUAGUGCAGUUCAGUCACAAAGAAGCAUUUCAUCGACGAGCAAUCAGAACCUCGAACCUCAUGGUGGUCGUGGAAGCACUAGCAAUCCAUCUGAAUUUGUAAAUAACGGCCUUCUUUUAUGGACCCAAAUAAGGCAGCAGUGGGUUGGUGACAAAAAGGCUCGCAACCAGCCAAAAAUGCGCGAACCCAGAUUAAGUUGGAAUGCUACGUAUGAGACUCUACUUGGGACAAAUAAACCUUUUCCGCAACCAAUUCCUCUGCCCGAAAUGGUAGAUUUUCUUGUUGAUAUCUGGGAACAAGAAGGCUUAUAUGAUUGAACAAUCCCGAUUCCAAAAACUGGGAAACUGAUAACUUGUUUUUCGCAUCUUUGCGCGUAUUUUGUAAAGGUUUGGUGCCUGAAGGAGAUAAAUAGCAAAGCUAUAUAAUCGCCUCUACAGCACAAUCAAUUCUCAAAAACUGGUCUGUAUUCCAACUUAAUUUUUAAAAUUCAUCGACUCUUAAACUUUACGAUUAGCUUUGAUUGCUAAUAUUGUGUCGUCGGGUCUCAGAACUCGUUAAUUUGCAUGAUUAGUAGUUAUUGGGUAUCUUCUUUGAUAAUCUAUUCUGCUGAAGAUGAUUGAAUUUAGCAUGUUUGAUGGAUUUUGUGAUAAAAACUGUGUUAGGAAAGCAUGUAUUGUUGAAGGUAAAUAUUCAUGUUGUGAUUUUUAAGUUAAUCUCGGUUAAUAGUUAUAUGUCGGUUAUCAAAAUCGGUCACAAUUUAUCAACCGGUUCGAGUGCAAUUUCAGUUCGGGUAAUAUCGGUUUGGUAAGCUUGAUAAAAUUACAAAAUUUUCGAAUUAGGUUUUUGGGUCGAACCACAUUUGAACAUCUCUAGAUAUGAGGUGAUGUGAAAAAUCGAUCAAAAUGGUAAAUAAGGUAAGGUGAUGUAAAGAAUGAUCAAGUAUUAGCUUAUUUAUACUAUGUUGGUCAACAUUUAUUUGAUCUAAAGUUUACUCCAUUGAAUUCAUUAUAAUUGUUUCAUCAAGUAUUUUGUCGAUACACUAUUGAUAAAAAUAUGAUAUGAUAUUUACAACAGAGUAACAAUUGAUCAAAUACAUAAUAAUUUUAAUCAAAUAAAAUUUUAUAUGUAGAAAGUCACGAUCAUUAUAAAGGAGAUAUAAUAUUAAAGUUUUCCCCUUAUCACAUCGUUUUUUUAUAUAGACUCCUCCGAUGAGGUCUUUAGAUUUGGCUUGGUUUUGAAAUAGAGAUAAAUUUGAUAAUAUUGGCUUUAUAUACUUUUUUACCAUCGAAUUAAUAACAAGACUCUAAACUCUCAUCAUGUGAAACAUUAAAACCCAAUAUAUGGGUAAAUCUAAUCCAAUAAUGGAUAUAACAACUCUAUAAUAUAUGGAGUAUAAAUUUUACUUGUAACUAAAAACGAAAAAAGCAAAAUUAAAGAGAUUGGAGGUUUAAUAUCAACAAUAAGGUUGAUAGUAGCUCCUAAAUUAACAAUGAAGGUUAGAGUUUUCUUAAGAGAAAAAGGAAAGAGAGAGAAAGAAGGGAGAGAAUGGUGGGAGGUUAUAAAUAGUACUCCCUUCGUUCCAUUUAAUUUGCAGCAUUUUUCAUUUUGGUCCGUUCUACUGAAUUUGUAUUAUUUAUAUUUUUGGGUAAUGGUCCACCAUUUUCUUUUAAUCUCAUCCAUACAUUUUAACUCUCUUUUAAUUCAUCCACACAGUUCAUUCUCUUUCUUCAUUUAUUACCACAUUCUUAAAAAUUACCCUCUUUCUCUUUG
This is a messenger RNA of Amaranthus tricolor (Joseph's coat), 2408 nucleotides long. RefSeq lists its product as uncharacterized. NCBI's taxonomy places the organism in Eukaryota, Viridiplantae, Streptophyta, Magnoliopsida, Caryophyllales, Amaranthaceae. The record is from RefSeq and is a predicted model, not a curated record. Bases 482 to 955 code for a protein of 157 amino acids. The transcript has 5 exons.